GUUACUAGUUCCCACCUGAGGGGCGGGCGGGGCUGUCAGUUAUUCAGGGCGCUCCUCAGGGAGCCUGCGUGUGGCGGACACCAGCCGCAUACAUACCCCCCCUCCCAUGUUGCGUCUAACAGAGAGAUGUUGUUGAUUACAACUCCCAUAACGCUCGAGCAAAAGCCAUUUGUUGUUGUAGUCAACAACAUCUGCUAGAGGGAACACUGCCCCAAUCCCCGCCGCCCUCUCCUCUUUGCGCCCAACUUAGGAUCGGAACUCUUGUUAGAUGAAGCUGAUGAUUGUUGUAACUUUAGAGCCGGUCUUGACGUUAAGUUGCGAAAGGGUAUCCCCAUUUCGCUUUCCGUGUGUGAACCUUAGUGCCUAAAGUGUGUGUGUGUGUGGCGGGGAGGGGGAGCAUCUGUUGCAUCUUCUAAAAGGGAGAAGCGGGUUUUUGUGUUGAGAUGAAGCAGAUAUAUCUUGUAGCAAGCAUCGUCUUUAGAAAGCUCUCCUUUUAGCUCCCAGGACUUAGUGUGCCAGAGAAGAACAUAAUUGAAGUUCAAGAAGAAAAUCUCACAUAGUCAAGGCUUUUUGAAAGAAGUAAAUGCUUCGAGCUUCUGGAACUGAAAAGAGUUUUAUUUUAAAGAGAUGUUCAGUUUCUUCAGAAAAAGUCCAGAUACCAAGAAGGUCUUAGUGACAGAAAAAGAAGCAGAUGGAUUUGUUUUUCUGGGCAGUACUGUUAAUGAAGAAAGAAAUGAAUCUAAGGAUAAAACUUCAUUUGGCAAUGCUGGGUCUGAGUAUGACCAGACUUCACAGACAAACGGAUCAAAGUUGACUGAAGCAGGGCCUGAGAUGGGGACAGAGAAAAAUCAAAAUGUGGAAAGCAAUCUUUCUAUGCUGGAACUUCUCAGUGAUGUACCUUUCACUCUUGCACCACAUGUGCUAGCAGCACAAGACUCCUGUAAUGACUUCCCAAAACAGUUGUUCUCCAGUGAUAUCAGUGAUAAUCUAACAAGAUUUUGGUAUGAUUUUACGCUUGAAAAUUCAGUGUUGUGUGAGACGUAGUCAUUGAAUCGCUUAAAUGUGUACCUUGAUCACUUGAAGUAAAAUGCACAGAUGUUGUGUAUUAUGUAACUGUCUUUCUUUGAGGCACACCAUCUGAAUAAUGUCUGACUAAACAUGAACAUAUCCCAUCUUCUGUGGUAUCCCUUAAAAUAUUUUGAAGUUACUAAGCCCAAAGCUGGCAGCUCAGUUACAUUAAACAGGCUACAGCUUGAGCUCCUUUCAAACAAUAUAGCAGAGUGUUCCUUUAAGUCCAGUAAGCUAUUCUAGUGUUGAGGGGUUGCCUUUUCAAAGGGAAAUAGAUUACACAUUACAUGAAUCUCACUUGCACUUUGAUUUUAUGAAUCUGUAUGUGAUGGUGAAUAAAUUGGUGAACUUUUCCAGGUACUCUAGCAACAAGUACAAGUUUUACAACUUCACAGAAAUGUUGUCCAGUACGGUGCAGUUUCUCCUCUUAUAAAUUUGUCUUCAUCUCUGUAUCCAAUUGACUUUACAGACCCACAGUGUAGCAUUGGUUACCGCCAUAUUGCUGCCUGCAAUUUUGAGACAUACAGCAUUUCCCAGGGACUCAGCAGUUUUUCAGUUGCUGUUUAUUUUCAUCUCCGCAUAUGUUCCUGGUUUAAUAUGUUCAGUUUUUUCCAUUCCAAACCUCUGUGCCAACUAGAGAGAGAGAGAGAAAUCUGUGUGUGUGAGAGAGAGAGUGCGCGCACACGCACGUGUGCAUGCGCUCCCCCUCCCUGCACACACACACUCUUACUGGUUUACCACCACUCACUUCUUAACAUUUAUGGGGCACAGAGAAAGAUCAAUAGGAUAUCACUGUUGGAAAAGAGUAAAUGGUGACAAAUCCAGUCUAAAUUGAACAACUAAACAUUAAAAUAUUUAUUUCAAGUCCAGGGGCUCGGUCAUUAUUCCAUAAAGUCUAACUAAAUUUUUCUGUGUUCACCAGUGUGAUAUAUUGUGAUAUGUAUGAAUCUCUCUUUUACAACCAAGAUUUGGUUUGUUUUUACUUGGCGGGGGGGAGAAGGAAAGGAUACAUUUAUACUGUGCCAAAGAGAAUUCUUUUCUUGUGUGACAUGGCUAUCUAAAAGCAUAAAUAGAUGUGUUAUGUUGUGUUUUGUUUUUACAUUAAAGCUCUUUAUGAUAUGGUAACAAACAUAGCUUUCCUUGUGACUUAAUUAAAUUGUUGACAUUUGCAUUUUUUUUCCUCAGAAAACCGAUUCGUUUCAUAAAAUGUGGAAGAUUUUACACAAGUCAUGUUUUGAAAUCUUUAAGAAUAUAUGUAUGUGUGUUCUGAAUAUAAACUGUGAUUAAAUGUUUUGUGUCUUUGGAAAGUGAAAAAUAGUAUCCUUGUAUGUUAUAUUCUUUGUGGUAUGUUAUAACCAUGCUUAACCAGAUGUCAUAGGAGAUACUAGACAAUGUUUUAAAUAAAGUUAAUAAAUGAG
Messenger RNA from Hemicordylus capensis (graceful crag lizard), 2486 nucleotides. RefSeq names its product UBAP1-MVB12-associated (UMA) domain containing 1 (gene UMAD1). The transcript is spliced from 5 exons. The coding region runs from base 628 to 1044 and encodes 138 amino acids. NCBI's taxonomy places the organism in Eukaryota, Metazoa, Chordata, Lepidosauria, Squamata, Cordylidae. The record is from RefSeq and is a predicted model, not a curated record.